GAAAAAAAAUUAAAAUAUUUAAAUACAAAGCUUGCAGUUAUUGGAGGCUUUGGGGGUUGGUUGGGUAGAAUGUGAGAUUUUUCCUAUUUUACAUAGACGGAUGCAAAUACUCUAAUACAUCAUAACUUAUACUGCGCCCUAUUAUUUUCUGAAUAAAUAUUAAUGCACAUAAGUUGUUGCACACAACCGUAUACACACACAAUUUUAGCACUGAACAAUUUUAGUGCCAAAAUUGCAUGUGUGUGUACAAUUGUGUAUAACAGUUGGUGUUAAAUAAACAUUCUUCUUAUUUUUUUUGUUUUUUUACUUCCCAAAUCUCAUCUUGGUAUUCAGUGUUCACCCUCUGUAUUAGUAACGAUUACUGUAAUUGGGGAUUUGGGUUGUUGGUAAGCUUAACAUAUCAUGUAACAAUCUAGUAUUAUUUUAGUAGCAAACUGUUAUUGUUUGUUUCUAAACAUGAUAUGAUUAUGUGAGGAACUUUGAAAUCUAUGUCAUACCAAUUUCCUUAGCCUAACGGUGUAUCAAAGAGCUCCAUACAUUUACCUUCAACCUCAACAGACUUUAACUAAAUCCUAGCUUUGACAGCUUGAUCUGUUUUGUGAACGAGCUAGUAAAAACAACCUACCCUAAUGAUUUAGAACCACCACAAGUUAGCACACACAAACUGACCCAACCUUUUUUUUUUUUUUUUGCCUUGUUCAUAUAUAUAGAUAUAUUGCUCAUUCUUGCCACCACUCCAACAUUCAUCUCUUCAAAUUCCUGCAACCCAAUUACACAAACUCAGUGUUCUUUUUUCUACCUCCUUAAGCAAGUAUCCACUUUUUCUUAAUUCCAUUUACACAAUACAACCUUAAGCAUAUAAAAUGGGUGGUGGGGAAUGUUUCCAAUUUGUGGUACAUGUGGUAAAAGGCAAAUGGUUCACGGUUUUUGCCUCAUUGUUGAUCAUGGCUGGAGCUGGUGCAACAUACAUAUAUGGAAUCUACUCCAAACAGAUUCAGAAAACUCUUGGUUAUGAUGAAGAUGCAAUGAAUAAGAUAACCCUUUAUAGAGAUGUUGGUGCAAAUGUAGCCAUUUUCGCUGGCUUAAUAGCUGAGGUGGUACCAACAUGGGUUGUGACCCUCAUUGGUGCCGCCAUGAACUUUGGGGGUUACUUCAUGAUAUGGAGAGCUGUCACAGGCAAAAUUGCCAAACCAAAAGUUUGGCAUAUGUGCGCUUACAUUGCCAUUGGAACCAACUCUCAGAACUUUGCAAACACAGCAGCUCUUGUCACCUGUGUCAAGAAUUUCCCGGAGAGCCGUGGCGUUGUUUUGGGACUAAUGAAGGGUCUCGUUGGGCUUAGUGGAGCUAUCUUAACACAAAUUUUCCUUGGUAUGUAUGAAGAUGAUUUGAAUUCUCUCAUUCUUCUCAUUGGUUGGCUCCCAGCUGCGGUAUCAGUGGUGUUUGUGUUCACACUCCGGACAAUGAAGACUGAAAGACAACCUAAUGAGCUCAAAGUGUUCCUACUUUUCUUCUAUUCAACAAUUGUACUUGCAUUUUAUCUCAUGAUUAUGACAUUGCUUGAGAAAUACGUUACUAUGGGCAACGCAGUGCAUUCAAAAAGUGCAAUUGUGGUUACUGUCCUGCUCUUCCUCCCUCUCUAUAUUGUCUUUAAAGAAGAGAGAACCCUCUGGAAAAAUAAGAAAGAGCGUGAGAAUCCUUCUCCUGAAAUGACCGUCGAGAAAUCAGAAGAUUCAGAACCCAAGCAGCUAGCAGAGGAGCCGAAAGGGUCUUGUUUUGCAAACAUCUUCAAUAAACCAGAAAGAGGAGAAGAUCACGGAAUUUUGCAAGCAAUACUAAGUGUUGACAUGUUGUUUAUCUUUGUCAUUUCGUUGUGCGGAUAUGGGACAAGCUUAACAGCAAUUGACCAAUUUGGACGCAUUGGCAAAGCACAAGGAUAUAGUGAUAGACUCGUAGGCUCCAUUAUUACACUAGUAAGCAUAUGGAAUUACUAUGGAAGAGUCUACUCAGGCUUUGUCUCAGAACUAUUGCUUAUGAAAUAUAAGCUUCCACGUUCGACUAUGAUGACAGUAGUGCUUUUCAUAUCAGGCAUUGGAAUGCUCUUCGUGGCCUUCCCUGAAAUCCCAUUUGCAUUUUAUGUGGCAUCAGUGCUGAUUGGAUUUUCAUUUGGUGCACAAGUACCAUUAAACUUGGCAAUGAUUUCUGAGUUCUUCGGCCUUAAGUACUACUCUACACUGUUCAAUUGUGCCCAAUUGAUAAGUCCACUUGGGUCAUUUCUACUAAAUGCAAAGCUCACAAAAUCUCUCUACUUGAAAGAGGCUACGAAGGACCUCAUAGCUAAGGGUGUGGAUACAUCAUCUGUGAAGGACCCAACUUGCAUUGGACACCACUGUUUUAGGCUGUCUUUCUCGAUUUUGGCCAUGGUUGCAUUCUUUGGAGCUUUUGCAGCGCUUUUAUUGUCGAAGAGAACGAAAGAAUUUUACAAAGGUGACAUAUAUAGGAAGUAUAGAGUUAAAGAAGAUGAAGCAUAUAAGAGGUACAAAGGUGAAACAUAUACGAUGUUUAGAGAAGACUCUAAGGCCAACUAGACAGAGGUCAUUCAAUCCUCUCAAAAUGGACGGUAGUGAGACUCCAAAGGAUGGAUACACAACACUGAAAUGGUGGAAUGGAAAAAGAAGAAAUGGCAUUAUUAGAUUAGCAAAUUUGAAAUGAUCAAGAAGGGCUUCAGUUGUUUUUUUUUUUUUUUUUUUUAAUUAGAUACUGUACUGUACUUGUAUUUACCCUCUACUUAGUAUACUUGGUGGG
Messenger RNA from Quercus lobata, 2802 nucleotides. RefSeq lists its product as uncharacterized. NCBI's taxonomy places the organism in Eukaryota, Viridiplantae, Streptophyta, Magnoliopsida, Fagales, Fagaceae. The coding region runs from base 864 to 2585 and encodes 573 amino acids. The transcript has a single exon. Gene Ontology annotation, cellular component: membrane. The record is from RefSeq and is a predicted model, not a curated record.